AAUCGUCUGUCUCCUUGGAAACAGUAGUAACAAAGUUCUCGGCUCCAACAGCGUGCCUGUGAAUAUGGAGGAUGCAGAUUUUAUAAAUUAUGAUACAGAUCGCCUAAGGAUCGAGCUUGAGCAGGAGAAGCAAAUGAAGGAAAUGCUAGAACAGUCAGCUUCUGAACUGACAAAUACUGUGGCUGACUUAGAAAAGAGAUUGAACAAUGUUGAAGAUGCAGGUAAUGAAUGGAAAACAAGGUUUGAGACACAACAGGAGCUGAACAGGCAGCUGGAAAGGCAAGUCAACCUCCUGCAAGACAAGAUGGAAAACAUUUGUGGUAAUCCUGCAGACAGAUUGUCUUCUAUACGUUCAUAUGAUGAGAUGCCUGUGGGUGCACUAAAACAGAUUCUUAAACAAUUAGAAAUGGACAAGAACAGUCUACAAAACCAGCUGAAGGACUAUGCACUGAGAAUAGAGCAAGAGGCAAAGGCAUACCAUAAAGCAAAUGAUGAGCGCCGCGCAUACCUUACAGAAAUAUCACAGGCAUCGACAGUAAUGGAUGCAACCAAAAAGCAGCAGGUGGUUCAGGCACGAGGGACACAAGGACAUCACAUGAUGACAGGGAAUUUCAACGUGGCAAACAAUAGGAGAGUUUUACAUCCCAAGAAAGGACCGAUUAAGAAGACAGCUGCAGUGACACGACUUCCCAAGUUAAAGUGUUGAUUCAAGACAAACUGGUACCAUUGUUAAAUAUUAUUACAGGAUCAUGUAUUACGUGAUGAAAAUUAUGUUUUUUGAUAGUUGGUAAUUAUCCAAGUAUUCUUUGCUUAUAGAAUACAUGUACAUAUAUAUAUUAAUAUGCUAUAUACAAUUAGUUACAGGAUACCGGAUGUUAAAUUCUGUAUUGUAUGAGAUUUUUUUUUUUUAUAACACACCUAAAUUCUGUUUCUGCAAUGUUAAGAGUGUAAUCAGGUUUUUACAAACCCUUAUGCAAUAAAUGUAUAU
Molecule: messenger RNA, 988 nt
Organism: Acipenser ruthenus (sterlet)
Lineage: Eukaryota; Metazoa; Chordata; Actinopteri; Acipenseriformes; Acipenseridae
Product: coiled-coil domain-containing protein 169
Exons: 8
Coding region: 65-706 (213 amino acids)
Source: RefSeq, a predicted model, not a curated record